Messenger RNA from Bipolaris oryzae ATCC 44560, 954 nucleotides. RefSeq lists its product as uncharacterized. The record is from RefSeq and is a predicted model, not a curated record. The transcript is spliced from 2 exons. NCBI's taxonomy places the organism in Eukaryota, Fungi, Ascomycota, Dothideomycetes, Pleosporales, Pleosporaceae. Bases 1 to 954 code for a protein of 317 amino acids.
AUGGGUAACCAAUUCAGCCAGAUUUUCCCCCCAGCACCUACCUUCACUGAAAGCUCGCUGCCCGAUCUCAAAGAUAAGGUCUUCAUCGUGACUGGCGCCUCCGCCGGCGUGGGCAAAGAACUAGCGCGCCUCCUCUACUCGCGCAAUGGUACUGUGUAUGCCGCCGCGCGCUCAACAGAGAAGACAACCGCAGCGCUCGCGUGGAUCAAAGAGCAGCACCCAUCCUCCAAAGGCAAACUAGCCCAUCUCCACCUCGACCUCAACGACCUCGAAGGCAUAAAACCAUCUGUUGAAAAUUUCCUCGCUCAGGAAUCCCGUCUAGAUGUCCUCGUCAACAACGCAGGCGUCAUGAUGACCCCGCAAGGCUCAAAGACAAAACAAGGUUACGAACAACAGCUUGGAACUAACUGCGUUGCCCCAUUUCUUUUCACAAAACUGCUUACUCCGCUGCUGGUUUCGACGGCGAAGAAGGAACCCGCGGGGAGCGUAAGGGUGGUGUGGGUGUCGAGUUCAGUAGCGCAUGUAGCUGCGCCAAAAGGAGGGUUAGACAUGCAAAAUCUGGACUACAAGAAGGAUGCCUCGCCGACUGCAAAGUACGCGGUUAGUAAAGGGGGAAAUAUUUUGCACUCUAUCGAGUAUCGAAAAAGGUAUGGAGGAGAAGGAGUUGUCAGCGUUCCUCUCAAUCCUGGAAAUCUCACUACGGAUCUUCAAAGGUAUAUACCUACGUGGCAGAGGUUGCUCCUCAAGCUCCUAACGUAUCCGGCCGUGAACGGUGCGUAUACGGAACUUUUUGCGAGUUUGGCGCCCGAAGCUGCGAAGCUCAAGGAGAGCGAGUGGGUUGUGCCUUGGGGGCGCGUGGUGCCGUUAAGAGAGGAUUAUUAUUCGGAUCUAGGGAAGGAGAAUGCGAAGGUGUUUUGGGAGUGGAGUGAGCAGCAGGUUGAGCGGUAUAUUUGA